Molecule: messenger RNA, 3618 nt
Organism: Oldenlandia corymbosa var. corymbosa
Lineage: Eukaryota; Viridiplantae; Streptophyta; Magnoliopsida; Gentianales; Rubiaceae
Source: the annotation of a GenBank genome assembly
GGUCUGUUUAGCCCCUCAUGAGGAGGUUGCAGAAUGUAAAUGGGCCUUACUUCUCAAUCCCAUGACGAUGAUGACGUGUACUCAUCCAAUUGUCCAAGUUUUUCCAACUCAACGAUGACGGAAAAACCGUACGGCAGGCAUCAUUUUGCGGGAGCAGCGGAAUCACUUGCUCCACGAAUUGCAGAAAAAGCGAAUCCAGAAUUGCCCUCAUUUGAUUUGUUGCCUCUGUUGUUCACCCGGAUCGUUGAUCUCCCGCGUCGUGUCCUUCCCUCCUGUCUUUGAUAAUUCCCCACUUUUCUAGAUUUCAGGAAAAAAUGUUUGUCACAGCGAAGCAUCAAUUGCUGUUGAGACACCAUUGUCAUCGUUGGCUGGUUGCCAAACCUUGUUAUGGUUCUAGUCAUCGGAACAAUCAUUUAGGACGAUAUCAUCGUCGACCUCGCCCGAAGAAAUUUGCAGCGGUGGUGGAGGAGUCAUGGCGAACGAGCGAUUCACACAUGGAUUACUGCCUCCCAACUGCACCCUUGAAUCCGCCGAGAAGAUAAAUCUUCAUUCCUUGGGGGGGAUCUUCCAAGAAAAUGAUUCAGUUUUUGAUCAUGCAUUGACCCGUCUCCAAUUGCAAUUGGUUAUUAUUUUCGGGCUUACCCAAUCCCUUCAUCUGUUGCUCAGGCGAUUGCAUUUGCCCCGCAUUUGCUCCGAAAUUUUGGCUGGUAUUAUACUGGGGCCAACUGUUCUAGGAAAUUACAAGAGAGUCUACAAUGGUUUGUUCCCACCCGAAGGAGAUAUAUUCUUAGACAUUCUAUCAAAAAUUGGUUAUAUCUACUACAUAUUCCUGAGUGGUGUGAAGAUGGACCCAAGAGUGGUGUUAACAUCAAGUGCCGGUAGUAUGACGGCCUGGACUGUAGGAGUUCUUUCCCCAUUAAUUCCGUUUACUGGAGGCGCAGCAUUGAUUUUGGCUAUAAAGUAUUCCUCAAUGUUCAACAUCCACCGUUAUCACUUGCCAGCCGUUCGAAGUAUAGUCUCAACCAGUGUUUUAUUUCCUUUUCCAGUGAUUGCUUCUCUCCUGAUCGACCUGAAAAUCAUGAACUCUGAACUUGGUCGUCUCACUCUGGCAUCCGCCUUGAUCAGUGAUUUGAUCAGCAAUUUUAUGGCUACUGUAGCUGCCAACAUAAAGAUGGGUUCAGGUUACAAGGAUGGAAUGACUGCAUCAUCUGUCAUCUUAUUCAUUGGCUGGUGUUGUCUUAUAGUUGGGUCAGCUGGGCCAUUUGCUCGUUGGAUCAUUAAGCAAACCCCCGAAGGAAAGCCAAUGAGUAGGGUUUUCACAAUCUUGAUAUCUGGCGCAGUCCUUCUGGCUGUCAUACUUACUGACAAUGCCGGCAUCAACUACCUUUAUGGUCCUUUCUUGCUAGGCUUAGCAUUGCCAGAUGGCCCACCUUUAGGCUCCACACUUGUUGAAAAGUUGGAGACUAUAGCAUGUGGAUUGCUUACUCCUCUAUUGGUUACCUACUGUAGCAUGAGAGUCAAUUUGGUUGAAUUGUACGACCUGGAUUUCAUUUGGAGGGUGUGGGCUCUUAUUGGGUUUUGUCUGGUGAUGAAGUUUGCUUCCGUUCUUUUCCCAGCAUUGAUGUGCAAAGUGCCAUUUAAAGAUGCUUUAUCGCUUUCCUUCAUCAUGUGUACACAAGGAGUCAUUCAGAUUGCUUUCUAUUUUACCUUCUCCACUUCCCAGUUAUUUGACAGAGAAACCCUGUCCAUGGUGACUUCUUCAGUAUUCUUAAUAGCCACAAUCACACAACUCUCCGUGAAGGCAUUGUAUGAUUACUCCAGUAUCUACACUGGGUAUCAUAAGAGAGAUAUCCAACACAUUGCUUGCAAUGCUGAACUGCGCGUGCUUACAUGUGCUCACCGGCUGGAUGAUGUUCUUGCAGUCAAAAGAGUACUAGAAGCUUCCUUCCCUAACAAAGAAAGCCCUUUAGCUGUAUAUGGGCUCAGUUUGAUGGAACUAGUUGGCAGAGCCAGCCCAGUACUAAUAGAUCACCAGCUAGGCCAGAAGGCUUCUUCAGCUGGCAUUCGUUCUCAGAAAAUCAUUGAAGUUUUCCAUCAACUGGAGCAGCAAUUCAUGGGUUUAGUUAGCAUGCAAUUGUAUACUGCAGUCUCAAUGCCCAGGUUCAUGCACCACGACAUAUGCUCGCUUGCCUUUGACAAGUUGGCAGCAUUUAUUAUACUCCCAUUUCAUAGGAGAUGGAACAACCAGGGGAAACUGACAUUGGACAGCAGUAGUAUAAGGAUAACGAACUGCAAUGUUUGUGACAUGGCUCCUUGUUCUGUGGGUAUCCUUGUUGAUCGUCACAGAAUGAAGCGUCAAUCACCUAUUUCGUCGGUGUAUAACGUAGCUGUAAUUUUCAUUGGUGGAGGGGAUGACCGCGAGGCGCUGUCUUAUGGCAAGCGUAUGGCGAGAUCACCUGGGAUGCACCUGACUGUGAUUCGUUUUGUUCCCUGGGAUUCCAUGGGUGAUAACCAAUGGGAUGCUAUUUUUGAUGUUGAAAUAUUAAAGGAUACGAGGAUGCAAGCUACUCACCAGGAUAAUAUCGUAUACAGAGAGGAGAGGGUGAAAGAUGGAGCGGAAACAGCCUUACAAAUACACUCGCUGGUGGAGACUUUUGACCUUAUAAUGGUGGGAAGGCGUCACAGGGAGGACUCGCCGCAGUUGUUGGGCCUUAACGAAUGGAGUGAACUGCCGGAGCUAGGGCCAGUUGGUGACAUGCUGGCGGCAACAGAGAUUUCCAGACCAGUUUCUGUAAUGGUGGUGCAACAGCAGAUUGUAAGGAAACGGUGAUAAGUUUGGGCAGCAUUGUGAUGGAUGGGGGAUAGCAGCACCAAAAUGUCUUUGCCUCUUUGAUGUUCUUUUGGGCUCUUAUUGCCCAUGUUUGUACUUUGUGCUCCAAGGAAAUGUUGAUAUUUUCGAAGCUUUGAAUUGUCCAUUUUCUUUUUCGGGUUGAGCUUUAAAAGUUUGAGACUUCGAAUCACUCUGCUCGAUGGAAGUUCAAUUCUUGUUAAAGAGAUGUUUCCGACAUCGAGUUUGAGUUUGAGUUUGAGUUUGAAUCAUAAAUGUGUAGAUGGCAACUUAAGUCCCACAUCGAGCUUAUUUGAAAAACCACACCGGUUUUUAUAGUUUUCUGCGUGUGCUUCGGCGCUGACGAUGUGAAUGGACUGUGGUGUGGUAACUUUGCCGGACCCUCGCUUAGGAAAGUCCCCGGGCCAUAUCUGCAGAGAUGCAGGCUCGGAAUUCACGGCCUACGAGCCAUUAUGGGCUGAGACACGUGUGGAGCCCGGAACUCCAGCCGUGAAGUCCCUUGGCCGAACAACAGUUAUUCACGUGGUCCAUCACGACUAACAGAACGGGGCUUACGAUCGGCGGCGUUAACCUUUUUUUGGGUUUCAGUUUCUUAUUUCUUUUCGGAAAAGAUAUUAUGAGUAAGUGAUAAAUAGUUCGGUUUUAUAUUACUUCAUACGAAAAUUAUUAGAUACAGCUAUUAUAUCAUGGUUUUUAAUGCAGCAAAUAUAAGUACCUUUCAUACGAAAAAUUAUUAGAUACAGCUACUGUAUCAUGGUUUUUAAUGCAAC